Messenger RNA from Engraulis encrasicolus (European anchovy), 1760 nucleotides. RefSeq names its product homogentisate 1,2-dioxygenase (gene hgd). Gene Ontology annotation, molecular function: homogentisate 1,2-dioxygenase activity. The record is from RefSeq and is a predicted model, not a curated record. Gene Ontology annotation, cellular component: cytoplasm. The transcript has 14 exons. Gene Ontology annotation, biological process: L-phenylalanine catabolic process. Bases 116 to 1444 code for a protein of 442 amino acids. NCBI's taxonomy places the organism in Eukaryota, Metazoa, Chordata, Actinopteri, Clupeiformes, Engraulidae.
CCAAAGCCACUGGUUGGCUUUCCCAGUCCUCUGCAGCAGAGCCAGCCCAGCAGCUAAAGCUGAGACCCGGUUACUCCCCAAAAACUCUCUGCAACUUGGAUAUUCAAGACGCACAAUGGCCGGUCUCAAGUACCUUACUGGCUUUGGGAAUGAGUUUGCUUCUGAAGACCCUCGCUGUCCUGGGGCUCUACCUGAAGGGCAGAAUAACCCCCAGGUGUGUCCCUAUGGGCUGUAUGCAGAGCAGCUGUCUGGCUCAGCCUUCACCUGCCCCCGCCCCUCCAACAAAAGAAGCUGGUUUUAUCGCAUCCUGCCUUCUGUUCGGCAUAAGCCCUUCGUGCCGAUGAAGAGUGAAGACCUAACAGAGAGCUGGAAUGAAGUGGAACCCGACCCUAACCAGCUGAGAUGGCUGCCAUUCACCAUCCCUAAAGGCUCUGAGAAAAAAGUGGACUUUGUGGCAGGUCUGCACACGGUGUGUGGAGCUGGAGACUCCAAGUCCAGAAAUGGCAUUGCCAUUCACAUGUAUGCCUGCAACACGUCCAUGGUCGACAGCUGCUUUCACAAUUCAGAUGGAGAUCUCCUGAUUGUGCCCCAGCAAGGUGAAAUCCUCAUUACAACUGAGUUUGGGAAGAUGAUGGUGGAACCUAAUGAGAUCUGUGUCAUCCAGCAAGGGAUGCGGUUUGCCGUGGAUGUGUUUGGAGAGACCAGAGGCUACAUCCUGGAGGUCUACGGGGCCCACUUUGAACUCCCAGACCUGGGACCCAUAGGUGCCAACGGUCUGGCCAAUCCCAGAGACUUCUUGGUUCCAGUGGCCUGGUACGAAGAUCGCCAAGUGCACGGAUACACCGUCGUCAACAAGUAUCAAGGGAAGCUCUUCUCCAGCCAGCAGGACUUCUCUCCCUUCAACGUGGUGGCAUGGCAUGGAAAUUACACUCCGUACAAAUACAACCUGGAGAACUUCAUGGUCAUCAACUGUGUGGCCUUCGACCAUGCUGACCCGUCCAUUUUCACUGUGCUGACGGCCAAGUCUACACGCCCAGGGGUGGCCAUCGCCGACUUUGUGAUAUUCCCUCCUCGCUGGGGAGUGGCUGACCGAACCUUCCGGCCUCCUUACUACCACCGGAACUGCAUGAGUGAGUUCAUGGGGCUGAUCAAGGGCCACUACGAGGCGAAGGAGGAGGGCUUCCAGCCAGGGGGCGGGAGCCUGCACAGCAUGAUGACCCCCCACGGGCCCGACGCAGAGUGCUUCGAGAAGAACAGUACCAGCGACCUCAAGCCUGAGAGGGUGGCUGAGGGAACCAUGGCCUUCAUGUUUGAGUCCUCGUUCAGCAUGGCGGUCACCAAGUGGGGGCUGGAGACCUGCCAGCGGCUGGAUAAGAGCUACUACAAAUGCUGGGAGCCUCUCAAGAGCCACUUCAACCCCAACUGGAGGCCCAGCAACAAAUAGAUCACUUUGAUACGAAUACAAAUAAAAUGUUGAUGAACACAUUUAUUUUUAAGUGGGAACAAAAUGCCAUUCUCAUCAUUAUCCUUGAGAUUAGGUCAAAGGUAAGGGUAAUAGGGUUUGUGGGAAAUAUAGCACUUUGAUUUUACAACACAAUGAUUUUAAAAGGGAAAGAAAUGAAGCAGCAAUUCCAACAAUUAUCCCUGAAAUUAGGCGGGAGUAGAGCAGAGAAGGUUGUUUGAAAGGGAGACAGUAACCGCUUGUUGCACCUACACUAUUUUAAUGUAUUCCAAAUGAAAUUAAAUAAUGGUACAUGUAA